Messenger RNA from Perca fluviatilis (European perch), 2633 nucleotides. RefSeq names its product phosphoribosyl pyrophosphate synthase-associated protein 2. Lineage: Eukaryota; Metazoa; Chordata; Actinopteri; Perciformes; Percidae. Gene Ontology annotation, molecular function: magnesium ion binding; ribose phosphate diphosphokinase activity. The transcript has 11 exons. The record is from RefSeq and is a predicted model, not a curated record. Gene Ontology annotation, cellular component: ribose phosphate diphosphokinase complex; cytoplasm. Bases 209 to 1282 code for a protein of 357 amino acids. Gene Ontology annotation, biological process: purine nucleotide biosynthetic process; 5-phosphoribose 1-diphosphate biosynthetic process.
GGUCGAGCUGGGCGUCCAUCAAAACUGAACAUCGCAAGCAGUCGGACUGAAGGGAACAGGUUGAAAAGAGAGGCUUGUAUAUUCAAAUACUGUUGGUUGCAGACUGUAACCGGACCUAACACGCAAACUGGAAGGGCUCAGCGCAGCGUGGGUGCCCAGGGAGCCACUGCCUGAGUGCGGGGAAAACAGCGGCCGAGACCCCAAAGACAUGAAUCACACCAAGGGUGGCCUGGUCAUCUUCACUGCCAACUCGCACCCCGCCAGCCGCGAGCUGGGAAAGAGGAUUUCAGAGCGGUUAGGGGUGGAGCUUGGCAAGGUGCAGGUGUACCAGGAAGCUAACAGAGAAACGCGGGUACAGAUCCAAGAGUCGGUGCGCGGCAAAGAUGUCUUUGUGAUCCAAACAAUGUCCAAGGAUGUGAACACCACCAUAAUGGAGAUGCUGAUCCUGGUGUACGCGUGCAGGACGUCCUGUGCCAGAAGCAUCACGGGCGUCCUCCCCUACUUCCCCUACAGCAAGCAGUGCAAGAUGAGGAAGAGGGGCUCCAUCGUCUCCAAGCUUAUUGCCUCUAUGAUGUGUAAAGCUGGUCUCACCCACCUGAUCACCAUGGACCUCCAUCAGAAAGAGAUUCAAGGCUUCUUCAACAUCCCAGUGGACAACCUGAGAGCCUCCCCCUUCCUGCUGCAGUACAUACAGGAAGAGAUCCCUGACUAUAGAAAUGCUGUGAUUGUGGCCAAAUCCCCAGCCUCUGCCAAAAGGGCUCAGUCGUUCGCCGAGCGACUGCGUCUGGGUAUAGCGGUGAUCCACGGCGAAGCUCAGGACGCAGAGUCAGACCAGGUAGACGGGCGCCACUCGCCGCCCACAGUCAAGACCACCGGAGCCAUUCACCCCAGCAUGGAGAUACCAUUGUUGAUCCCUAAAGAGAAGCCUCCCAUCACUGUGGUAGGAGAUGUAGGAGGACGCAUCGCCAUCAUAGUGGAUGACAUCAUCGAUGAUGUGGACAGCUUUGUGGCCGCAGCGGAGACGCUGAAGGAAAGAGGGGCCUACAAGAUCUUCGUCAUGGCAACACACGGCCUCCUCUCCUGCGACGCCCCGCGGUUCAUAGAGGAGUCGGCCAUCGAUGAGGUGGUGGUGACCAACACGAUUCCCCAUGAGCUCCAGAAGCUCCAGUGUCCAAAGAUCAAAACGGUCGACAUCAGCAUGAUCCUGUCGGAGGCCAUCCGCCGCAUCCACAACGGAGAGUCCAUGUCCUACCUGUUCCGCAACAUAGGGGUGGAUGACUGAACCACACACACACACACACACACACACACACACACACACACACACACACACACACACACACACACACACACACACACACACACACACACACACACACACACACACACACACACACACACACACAACCAUUUGCCUUUUCACAGGUCUUCAGAAACAUAGGUGAUUGUCAAACACUGAAAUUGCUGCACACACACAAACAUAUCCAUUAACUACUCAUAUCAUAAUAUCCCCCCAAAAAAUGCUGACCCUUUCCUUUUAAAUGCAGCUUAACAUAGAAGAUGACUGAACACACACAUGUGCACAUAGAUGAUUGAAACACACACACACACACACACACACACACACACACACACACACACACACACACACACACACACACACACACACACACACACACACACCUGUGUCAUUAAUGAACUACUGCCUGUCUCUCCAAUGGCUGCCCAUAAACUGUACACAUCUCGGGUUUAUACUCAUCUCUCCAUCUUGUCUAGAUUUGUUUUCAUAGAAAUUAAUAUUGUAAAUCUGUGGCUCUUAGAACAUUUUUGUUAGCUUUGAAUGUCUCUUGCAGUACAAUCUCCAAUAGUAUGAGAAAGAUUGCCAGUGCCUUCUACAGGACAUACUCCCAACACGCAGGCCUUCCUUCACUACUGUCAUCAGAAGUGUAGAAAUCUCAGCAAACUGAUCUAAUUAUUAAUAAACGGCCCUUGUAAUUAAUACAGGUUCCCAGCUAAUUAAUUUGAGUAUCAGAGUGCAUGUUUAACCCUCUUGUCAGAUUUUUGUUUAUUUAUGUGGCGUCUGAAUAUGCUACUAAUAUAUAUAGUUAGUUUAGACAGUGUGGUUGCCAUAGCAUGAUGCUAAUCUGGUGUCAAAUCUACUCGUUGCUAAAGUUGAACUGGAAUUAACAGGAAGUAUCUUCUCAGUCUGGGUUAAUUGGAUGUUACUGUAUGGCAGUGCACUCGUAAAAUAUGUACUCAUGAGUCAUCCGUUGUAACAUUGUGCCAUCGUUUCAAUGCCUGCUCAAAUUUUAUAUUUAUUUUUGCGACAAAUGAGUAGUUCCCUUCCAGCUGGAGGGCUCCAGUUGGAGUUGGAGGGUUGUUCUAAAUCAUAUGGAAAUGAAUAACGAAUCUUUGAUCAUUAUCAAGUUUACUUCAACACACCAUAUAUACCUGAGUUUCAAAGAAUGAAGUUCCAAACUGCAGCUAAAGCUAGAAAAGUACAUUUCAAAACCUUUUCUGAUGAGCAAAACUUGACUGAAGCAGGUCUUUGUCACUUUACCAGAUGUGUUUCAAAAAUGUUUUGUAUUUAUAUUCCGCACUUCAUAUGAAUAAAUAUGACCUAUGAAAGUAAA